Molecule: messenger RNA, 537 nt
Organism: Aphanomyces astaci
Lineage: Eukaryota; Oomycota; Saprolegniomycetes; Saprolegniales; Verrucalvaceae
Exons: 2
Coding region: 1-537 (178 amino acids)
Source: RefSeq, a predicted model, not a curated record
AUGGCCAUCUUGGACACUGUGGCAUCCUUCGACGACGUCGAUCUUUGUGGAACGGGCAUCCUUGGAACCAGCGCGAUAACGUCCGACGGGACAACACGCCUUGGGAGUGGUGGGGCGAUGCCUGACGUGUCCGAUAAUCGUGACAUGACGGUGUGGCAACUUUCUACAUUGGCGAUGAUGUGGCAACCUCCUACACCUACACAACCAGUCCUGGAGAAACGAAACGCACCCCAGGCGGCCAACGUGUGCCUGGCGUUUAUAAGUACCUUGGUACCUGGUUCCUCCGACUUUCGCGACGGCGUUCUACACUACGGUUCAGCUGCUGAAACUGCAAUCAUGGACUAUUUCGAUCAACGACAAGUUACCUCGAAAUCCGCCGGAACGGCUCUCAAGGCGCUUCAUACCAUGCAUCGAAAUGGAGACCUGGAUGAUCGCAUCGCGUCGUACUACUGUUUGUUGAAUGGAGCGCGGAUCACCGACCCAUCGCCUAUGAGAACGUUGCGCGAGCUCAAACCUCAAGGCAUUGUCACGAUAUGA